AUGCCAGCAAUAAUGCACCCCCGCUCCUUCUCCACGGCCGCCGUGUUCGCCACCACCUUCAUCCUCUCGUUCACGCUUGUGUCCGUCGACCACCUCCUCCACGGUCCCACGAGGGCCCGGAACCAUGUUAACCGUGUGGAGCAUGGGGCGGCGAGGAUCAAGGACGAUAAUAUUUACCCAGGGCCCGGCGUUAUGAGCUGGGCGCGUUGGGGAGGGGGGUGUUGGAUUAUUGAUAAGGCAUCAGAGCCAUGGUGCCACGCAAUCGAAGAAGUACGUGAAUAG
Molecule: messenger RNA, 282 nt
Organism: Morchella importuna
Lineage: Eukaryota; Fungi; Ascomycota; Pezizomycetes; Pezizales; Morchellaceae
Exons: 3
Coding region: 1-282 (93 amino acids)
Source: RefSeq, a predicted model, not a curated record